Molecule: messenger RNA, 2869 nt
Organism: Verruconis gallopava
Lineage: Eukaryota; Fungi; Ascomycota; Dothideomycetes; Venturiales; Sympoventuriaceae
Exons: 3
Coding region: 381-2750 (789 amino acids)
Molecular function (GO): FAD binding
Source: RefSeq, a predicted model, not a curated record
UGUCAGAGCCUGUCUAUCGACAUCAUGGCGUCGAAAGCUAGCCGUUACUGCCUUGUUCCCGGCCCUAUCACAUCGCCAGGUAUUCGACCCUAGCUCGGAACUUUGCGCGUGCAUGGACACGAAAAUACUUGAGCAGUGGACUAUCUUCAGAGAUGAUUAUGGUGAUGACCUUGAGGAUUAGCCUGAGAGUGUUCAUUUCUUCCUUUCAUAUCUCAUCUCUUCCCAAUUCGUUCACCUUCCUCCCGUUUCAUUCACAUCUUUUCGUUCACUUCGUAUCUUCGUCUUUCUUCGUCUGCAUCCUCAUCUGAGUCGUAGAUAUCCCCGAGCCUCCUGCAGAAGAUAACCCUGUUUCCUCUGCUCGCGUGACUUUGGCCUUGAAUAUGCCGAAAUUCCGCAUGAGAAGAAAGAGCCGAGAGCAGAGAGAUGCGUUUCCGUCGGCAGCGUCCGAUAUCUCAGUUUCGCCCUCAGAUUCUCUCGAAAUACGACAUCACCACAAAAUAAAUACUCCUCAUGAUUCGGCACAGGACCUGUCUGAUAGGCUCUCGAACAUGGCAGUGCACACUUCUAAAGGCCGCUCAAACGAGCAACAGGUUCUUCAUCGAAAAUCGUCCUUGCGAACUGGACACAUGGUCCGAUCACCGCCGCCUCCAGUCCCCAGUGACGUGCUUGUUGUAGGAGCUGGUCCUACUGGGCUAAUGUUGACGAGCCAUCUCAUACGGUUCGGGAUUAAUGCAGAGAUCAUCGACAAUCGGUCCGAGCGAACUGCCACGGGACGUGCAGACGGCCUUCAACCGAAGACUAUCGAGACCUUGAAACAGAUGCGCAUAGCCGACCGGAUCAUGUUGAAAGGUGUGAAAGUCAACGACAUAAGACUUUGGAUGUCUGGGCAGAAUGAGCCGUUGCAACGUAUAGCAAAAGAGACCAUGUAUCCGCCAGAAGCGUUGGAUUGCCUUGAUCCCUUCUUGCUGCUGGCACAUCAGGGCUUUGUUGAGGAUCUGCUACUCAAGGAUAUGAUGGAACGCGGUGUGGACGUGCAUCGCAACGUAACGUUUGUCGAUUAUUACAAGAGUAAUGGGCCGGACAAGAACAUCGAAGUCUUAUGCAAAUCUGCAUACUCGGACGACAAGAAGAUUUUUGCUGCGAGCUACUUAGUUGGCUGCGAUGGAGCACACUCCAACGUGCGCAAAUCUAUGGGCGCUAGGAUGGUUGGAUCGAGCUACGAUCAGAUCUGGGGCGUGAUCGAUGGGGAGAUCGAGACUGACUUUCCGGACAUUUAUUCCAAAACAGUAAUUCACAAUAAGGAGGCAGGCACCAUGAUCGUCUUGCCGCGCGAGCGGGGAAUGACACGAUUGCAUAUUGAGCUCAGCCCUCAGCUUAGAGACGUUGCAUCACGAGAAAAACUUAGCCAGGAAUUCGUGAUCAACAUCGCGCGAGAGAUUUUCGAGCCUUAUCAGUUGAGAUUUCAGCAUAUCGAGUGGUUUGGCCGUUACCAGAUUGGACAAAAAAUUUCCUCCAAGUUUCAGGAUGAUGAGGGCAGAGUUUUCCUCGUUGGGGAUGCUACACAUACUCAAUCGCCAAAUGCAUCGCAAGGCAUGAACUCGGCGGUUCACGACGCGGUUAACCUGGCAUGGAAAUUGAAUCUGACCAUUAGGGGCCUCGCAAAACCAUGUCUCCUUAAAACGUAUGAGCAAGAGCGGAGACAGGUUGCCGAGGACAUGCUAGGUUUCGAUUAUGAACACACCAAUACUUUCUCGUCAGGUGACCUCAAGGCGCUCUCUGAUGACUUCCAACGAAGUGCUCGAUUCACUUCUGGAUAUGGUGCAGACCUUCCUCCAAACGUACUAAACGUGCAAGAGAAAGGGAGCAUUCGCGGAUUGUUACGAGCUGGGAGUUUCCCACCUCCAGCCAAGGUAACACGCCAUUUUGACUCGAAUCCAGUCGACAUCCAACUCGACAUCCCCUUGCUUGGCCAAUUUCGGAUCUACUACUUCGUCAAGAACUUGGAACAGGUCAAGCCGUUCAUGGAAGAACUGUCUGCCCAUGCUCUUUCGUACACCUCGGUGCUUGGAAAGUUGACUUAUGCUGCUAAUGCCUCAUACACAUUGCAGCCACCAAUUGCAGCCUUGUCGGACGAAUUCACACGGCCGGAGAGGUAUACAACUGUCAGCGGCAUGUUCACGUUUGCACUGGUGCUGGAAAUGAACGCCGCCGACUUUGAACUGGACCAGCUGCCGAAGCUUUGGCGGAAUUCCAGAUACACGGUUUAUGCUGACGACGUGGCCCACCUGGACACGCGAUGCAUGAGCUGCACUGAUAAGUGGCUGGGCGGUCUCAGAGGCAGCGAGGUCGGAAUCGUGAUUCUUAGACCAGACGGUUAUGUGGGCACAGUUGGCCGAUUCAUUGGAAGAUCGCCAGACAGUGGUGCGAAAGCCACGAAGUGGCUGGAUGAUUACUUCGACGGUAAGCUUCAAACGACAAAGGCCCUCUCGCACACAGGCGCUGACCAAAAGCCCAAGCGUUCUUGCUGUCUGGAUUCUGAGCUGGUAUCGAACUUUUUCGGACAUGAACUACAUAGAAACUUUACGCGUGGAGUGGCACGGUUUCGAUUUUGGCAAGCGUGUAUACCCCUCUUGAAGCGGGCUUCUGGCAGGACCUCUUACGACCACAUUGCUGAACACAAAUUUUCCAACGUCCAAACCCUUGUGGUGACCCGCACCCGUUUCAGCAAACCCAUGAAUUUAGAGAGAUAGGUGUCAUUCUAAACCGAUAGCGAUCUUGCUUUCUUUUAGAUGUCAUCACAAUUGUAUUCGAGAGGAAUUGUGUUAUCAGUAACGACUGUAUUUGAGACAACGAGAUAUUUCUACUCAGA